GAGCACGUCCUAGCAGCGAAUAGCCUACGCCGCCGCCGCGCCUCAAGACCUCAAAAACCGCCGCCCGUAGCCACCAUUAUGCCCGGCGUUCGUGACAUUAGCGCAGACGCGUUCAUCGCGGCCUAUGCCUCCCACCUCAAGCGCUCGGGCAAGCUCGAAGUCCCGACGUGGGUCGACAUCGUGAAGACCGGCUCAUUUAAGGAGCUCGCCCCCUACGACCCGGACUGGUACUACGUGCGCGCAGCUGCCGUCGCACGGCAUAUAUACUUGCGCAAGGACGUCGGCAUCGGCGCGUUGUCAAAAUUCCACGGCGGGCGCAACCGGAGAGGCAACCGCCCCUCGCACCACAAGGACGCGUCCGCGUCCGUGCAGCGCAAGAUCUGCCAGUCGCUGGAGAAGAUCGGCGUGCUCGAGCAGACGGACAACGGCGGCCGGCGGAUCUCCCAGGACGGCCAGCGUGACUUGGACCGUAUCGCGACCGCGGUAGUGGAGGCGCAGAAGGAGGAGGAGGAAGACGAGGAGGAGGAGGGUGGCGAGGAGGACGAGGAGUAAAGGUUGCGCCGCCCGCCGCCUAUGCUCUCUGUAUGACUUCACAUGUUCUUUAUAUGCAUCCAAGCGCUAUGCAUCCCACUGACAGGCUC
Messenger RNA from Schizophyllum commune H4-8, 641 nucleotides. RefSeq names its product 40S ribosomal protein S19. Gene Ontology annotation, cellular component: cytosolic small ribosomal subunit; ribosome. The transcript is spliced from 3 exons. Gene Ontology annotation, biological process: ribosomal small subunit assembly; translation. Gene Ontology annotation, molecular function: structural constituent of ribosome; RNA binding. The record is from RefSeq and is a predicted model, not a curated record. Lineage: Eukaryota; Fungi; Basidiomycota; Agaricomycetes; Agaricales; Schizophyllaceae. Bases 79 to 552 code for a protein of 157 amino acids.